AUGGCAUUCAAUAGAUGUUUAUGUUUUGUAUCAGCUUAUUGGAAUCAAGUUAUUUUUGAUAUGUGAGUUGAAUCAAGUUUAUGAGAAAUUUUCAUUAAUUUAGGAAAAACUUAAUAUUCCUCAUCAUAUUUGCUAUAUCAAUUUCAAGUAUCGCAACUUUUAAAAGCAUCGAAACUUCUGAAAUCGAGCGCAAUUAUUAUAACUUGGUUGGAUUUAUUGAUAUAAACAAAAUAACCGGGUAUAAAACUCUUAUAGCUAGAAUAUUUUAUAUAUUCCCAUUGGGUUCAACAAUUUUCUACAUUGUUCUAUUCAUAAAAUUGAGACAAAAAUCGAAAUUAGUUAUGAUGUCUACAAGAAAAGUUGAGCAAAAAGUGUUUGCUCAACUGCUAGUUACGGCAAUUUUAUAUGGAUUGAUGUCUAUUUUUUUUUGA
Messenger RNA from Caenorhabditis angaria, 431 nucleotides. Lineage: Eukaryota; Metazoa; Nematoda; Chromadorea; Rhabditida; Rhabditidae. The record is from the annotation of a GenBank genome assembly.